UGAAAAAAGGAAGCAAUGCAGCAACUCAAAUUCAGAGCAAUGCUCUCCACAGCCACAUACAGAUUCAGCAGCUACCCCUCCUCGCCGCCGCGCUUGUCUUCUGCAGCUUCGGUCGAAUACCCACCACUUGAUCACCACCCUCAGUGGUCCGGCCUCGACCUCUGGCGGCGCAGCCCACUCAACCGCGACCGGUAUUGGGGUCCAAAUGGCCCAAUUGAAAUUGAAGUCAGACCAACAACUUCUUCUCCGCCAUCGUUGAGCUCUUGCUCUUCAUUGGCAGAAAUGGGCGGUGUUGUUCUCUCCUCUUCGGAUCCCCUCACAAAAGCCAAGCUUACACACUCGGCCUAUACCAAAUGGCGCCUUGGAGAUCUCCCCGUUGGUGUUUCUCACCCUCCUUCUCGCCCUGCUCGUCCUCCCAAACCCCAAUUGGUUUCGCCUAAAGAAAUUCCACCACCAAAGAGCUCGGGUUUGCCUCUGAAUGCAUAUAUGCUUCAUAAUCUCGCACAUGUUGAGCUAAAUGCUAUUGAUCUUGCGUGGGAUACAAUUGUUCGAUUUUCGCCAUACAUUGAUCUUCUCGGUGAAGGUUUUUUUGCUGAUUUUGCUCAUGUAGCUGAUGAUGAAAGUCGGCACUUCACUUGGUGUACACAGAGACUGGCUGAGCUCGGAUUCAGCUAUGGUGACAUGGCGGCUCAUAGUUUUUUAUGGAGGGAGUGUGAGAAAUCGUCAGAUGACGUUGCUGCUCGUCUUGCAGUCAUCCCAUUGGUUCAGGAGGCUAGAGGAUUGGAUGCUGGACCUAGACUUGUGAAUAAGUUGAUGGGAUUCGGAGAUCACAGGACAUCAAACAUUGUAGCAAAGAUAGCCGAUGAAGAAGUUGCACACGUGGCUGUUGGUGUUUAUUGGUUUGUUUCUGUUUGCCAGAAAAUGGGGCGUGCCCCUGCUUCUACUUUCACAGAGAUUCUACAAGAGUAUAAUGUAGAGGUGAAAGGUCCUUUCAACCAUUCAGCUCGACAAGAAGCUGGUAUCCCAAAGGAAUGGUACGAUCCUUUAUCCACAACCAAGGAAGAAAACAAGCUUUCUAAGGUGUACGACAGACUUGCUUGCAUUAUUUCAAUGGAACAGGAAAACUCAAGUUUGGGAAAGUAGAUUGAAUGAUUGUUAUGCAACUCAAGUUCAUUUCUGAUAAAAAUUUAGAAGAAAAAAGAAGUUCAUCAACAAUUACAAAUGGCUCUGUUGAAGUAGAAUCUAGGGAUAUAUAAGUUGAAUUCUAUGGACGAAGCUUAUUGAUUUAUUUUCCAAUAUUAAAAUCAUGAGCAGCUACAAGGAGUGAUAGUCGAGCACCAAUUCAGGUAAAACCAAGUAUGAAAUUACUAUUAUGAGGAUUCGUUUUGGAUUCAGUAACACAUUGUACAUAUAUCAAUAAUUUAGUACUGGUGUUAUAU
Molecule: messenger RNA, 1439 nt
Organism: Erythranthe guttata (spotted monkey flower)
Lineage: Eukaryota; Viridiplantae; Streptophyta; Magnoliopsida; Lamiales; Phrymaceae
Product: diiron containing four-helix bundle family ferritin protein, putative (Protein of unknown function DUF455)
Source: RefSeq, a predicted model, not a curated record